This is a messenger RNA of Acanthisitta chloris (rifleman), 1011 nucleotides long. It is a transcript of the gene KLHDC3, whose product is annotated as kelch domain containing 3. Gene Ontology annotation, cellular component: cytoplasm. NCBI's taxonomy places the organism in Eukaryota, Metazoa, Chordata, Aves, Passeriformes, Acanthisittidae. The annotation marks the transcript as partial. The transcript is spliced from 7 exons. Gene Ontology annotation, molecular function: protein binding; chromatin binding. The record is from RefSeq and is a predicted model, not a curated record.
AGCCAGGUGGCAUCGUGGUGGCCUGGGAAGCAUGCAGCUGUGGCACUGGGGGCCCUGAGGACUGUCUGGCUUGCAGGGAGGAAUGCUACGGUGGGCAGUGCACUUGGAAGGUGGGCCACGGAGGGUGAACCACGCAGCCGUGGCUGUUGGGCACAAGGUCUAUUCCUUUGGUGGAUACUGCUCUGGAGAAGACUAUGAGACUCUGCGACAGAUUGACGUCCACGUUUUUAACGCAGUGUCUCUGCGCUGGAUCAAGUUGCCUCCAGUGUGGACCAAUAGCCGAGACCACGUGAGGGAGGUGCCCUACAUGAGAUACGGGCACUCAGCAGUGCUCAUCGAUGACACCGUCUACAUAUGGGGUGGUCGCAACGACACGGAGGGAGCCUGCAAUGUGCUCUAUGCCUUCGAUGUCAACACGCACAAGUGGUUCACACCAAAGGUGUCUGGAAUGGUCCCAGGAGCACGAGAUGGGCACUCAGCUUGUGUCCUGGCAAAGAGCAUGUUUAUCUUCGGAGGCUAUGAACAGCUGGCUGACUGCUUUUCAAAUGAUAUCCAUAAACUGGACACCACAAACAUGACAUGGACGUUAAUCUCUGCCAAGGGUACUCCAGCUCGCUGGAGAGACUUCCACUCAGCUACCAUCAUUGGAACAAAGAUGUAUGUGUUUGGGGGCAGAGCUGAUCGUUUUGGGCCAUUUCACUCCAACAAUGAGAUCUACUGUAACCGCAUCAAAGUAUUUGAUACCGAAACAAACUCCUGGCUGGACUCUCCUCCAACUCCUGUGCUCCCUGAAGGCCGGCGGAGCCACUCAGCAUUCAGCUACAAUGGGGAGCUAUAUGUAUUUGGUGGCUACAAUGCACGCCUGAACAGACAUUUCCACGACCUCUGGAAAUUCAAUCCAGUUUCUCUUUCUUGGAGGAAGAUUGAACCCAAGGGGAAAGGCCCGUGUCCUCGACGCCGGCAGUGCUGCUGCAGAGUGGGGGACAAAAUCAUUCUCUUUGGAGGCACCAG